CUAAUACCAGAAAAUUAGUUAUUAAGAGUGAGAAUACGAAUUCUACUUAGGGAAUGCAGAGAGAUGAGUGGAGAUUCGCGGCUGUCUAACCGAGGAAGGGCUAAACGACCCAUCGGCGGCAGAACUUGCCACCGGAAACACGUCGAAGACGGGUGAACUACACGCCUGAUUAGUGUCUAUUUCUUUUACUUUGUAAUUUACAGAAGCAUUUCGUCGAACAGAUGGCAGGUGAAGACAGAAACAAUGGCGUCCUACAUGGAAAAUACGAGCUUGGUCGGCAGCUAGGUCACGGCACUUUUGCGAAGGUGUACCAUGCGAAGAACGUGCAUAACGGAAAAAGUGUGGCGAUGAAGGUUGUGGGGAAAGAGAAGGUUAUUAAGGUCGGAAUGAUGGAUCAGGUUAAGAGAGAGAUUUCGGUGAUGAAGAUGGUACGUCAUCCUAACAUUGUCGAGCUUUACGAGGUUAUGGCGAGUAAAUCGAAGAUCUACUUCGCUAUGGAACUCGUUAGAGGCGGUGAAUUGUUCUCCAAAAUUGCGAAAGGGCGGUUGCGAGAGGAUGUUGCCAGAAGCUACUUCCAGCAGCUCAUUUCCGCCGUUGAUUUCUGUCAUAGCCGAGGUGUGUACCACCGGGAUCUGAAGCCGGAGAAUUUGCUGUUGGAUGAAGAAGGUAAUUUAAAAGUGACGGAUUUUGGACUCAGCGCUUUUUGCGAUCAUCUCCGGCAGGAUGGACUGUUACACACGACGUGUGGGACACCGGCGUACGUCGCACCGGAAAUAAUCGGGAAAAAAGGAUACGACGGAGCAAAAGCCGAUAUCUGGUCAUGUGGUGUUAUCCUCUACGUUCUUCUCGCUGGAUUCUUGCCUUUUCAGGACGAGAACAUUGUCGCGAUGUAUCGGAAGAUUUACCGGGGAGAUUUCAAAUGUCCACCGUGGUUUUCUUCCGACGCUCGAAAAUUGAUCACGAAAUUACUAGACCCAAAUCCCAGCACUCGGAUUACCAUCUCGAAGAUCAUGGAAUCACCCUGGUUUAAGAAGUCGGCGCCGAAGACCUCCAAGUUCUUGAUUGACGACGAAGGAGUGCAAUCUAAAGGCAAGGAUGCUAAAACAUUGAAUGCGUUUCACAUCAUUUCAUUAUCAGAAGGAUUUGAUCUGUCGCCGUUGUUUGAAGAGAAGAAGAGAGAGGAAAAGGAAGAAAUGAGGUUCGCGACGACGGAGAAGGCGGAGGCGGUGGUGUCGAAGCUGGAAGAAGUGGCGAAGUCGAUGAAGUUUAGCGUGAAGAAAAGCGGCGACGAGAGCAGUUUAAGGUUGCAGGGACAUGAAAAUGGAAGAAAAGGGAAGUUAGGGAUAGCGGCGGAGCUCUUCGCCGUCACUCCGUCGUUUCUGGUGGUGGAAGUGAAGAAAUCUAGCGGCGACACCCUGGAAUACAACCAGUUCUGUAGCAACGAGCUCCGGCCGGCGCUUAGAGACAUCGUCUGGAGGUCUGCCGCCGAUCACACUUUUCCGGCGUGAUUCUGAAUCAAAUUGUUAUUAGUAUAUCUUCAAAUUUCAUCAUGUGUUAUGUGUUGAAUAAAAUAAUAUUGUGAUUCUUCUUUUCGUCA
This is a messenger RNA of Lactuca sativa (garden lettuce), 1597 nucleotides long. RefSeq names its product CBL-interacting serine/threonine-protein kinase 6. The record is from RefSeq and is a predicted model, not a curated record. Gene Ontology annotation, molecular function: protein serine/threonine kinase activity; ATP binding. Gene Ontology annotation, biological process: protein phosphorylation; signal transduction. Lineage: Eukaryota; Viridiplantae; Streptophyta; Magnoliopsida; Asterales; Asteraceae.